Molecule: messenger RNA, 366 nt
Organism: Dibothriocephalus latus
Lineage: Eukaryota; Metazoa; Platyhelminthes; Cestoda; Diphyllobothriidea; Diphyllobothriidae
Source: the annotation of a GenBank genome assembly
AUGCUUAUGCACGACGCUUCAGCCAUGGAGGCGUCUUACGGGCACCUCAUGGGUGAAAUCUUGGCCACUUCGGAUCGAUUAGACUGCAAAAUGCUCGGUGUUGCGAACUAAACAAAGGCACAACUUGAAGAAGCCAUGGCGGAGAUUAAAAUGUUGGCUCAUAAAGUUCGCGCCAAACUGAAGCAAAUGGAAAUGAAUAUCGAAUACGAUGAAAACGCUGACAAAUCUUCGGCAGAUUUGCGGAUACGCAAGACACAGUACUCAACAAUCUCUCGCAAUUUUAUCGAAGUAAUGACGGACUACAACAAGGCUCAAGUAGCUUUCCGAGAUGCUUGCAAAAACCGAAUAAAACGUCAAAUGGAAAUU